CAGAAUGAAGAGGAUGGACGGACCCAGUCCAAAGGCAUGGGCAGAAGAGGUCAGAGAGAGGCAGGAUUGGAAUGGGAUGGUGAGCCCAAGAAUAUCAAUCAUAGUCGUAAAGAGAAUAAGUUCAAAAAUCCAAGUUCUCUGGAAGUUUGUUCUGGCAAUGAAAGAGAAAAUGAAGGAAGUAGAUCAUCAGGUGAUAGAAAAGAUGAUGAUCAAAUUUCACAUAUAGCAGCUGUAAUCCGUGAUAUUUUUGGGGAAUUAGACGAUGAAGAACAAGUAGAUUAUACAGUUCAGAAUCAGAUUGAAGAUAAGGAAAAGAAUGCUCUUGUGGAUGAGGAGAGAAAUUUUCAGAAAGAACUACUUGAUGGGGUGCCAUAUAAGCCUGAGGAACAAUAUGCUGAGGCUGAGCAGAAAGAAAACGAUGGCUUGUCAACCGUGUUGGAGAUUCCUGUUCAUCAUCCGCUGGCUGAUCCCUAUAAGGUUUGUCUCAACUUUUAUUUUCUAGAGCUGUAACCUUCACAAUCUGGUCUUUUUUCCCCUUCAAUCUUGAUUUAAAAUUACAUGCUGGUACUCCAGAAAAACCAACUCUAAAAUUUCUAUGAAGUCUUGAAUGGUUCUGUUUAUUACCGCUAAUAGACAGUGGAACUGGUCAUUGGACUCGGUUCAGAAAUCAUAGUUUCUCCAAUGCCCUAGAGUUAAUGCUCUCGUGUAAGUUCCUUUUGUGUAAUUCUUUGAUAGACGGUUCUUAUUUAAAACUACUAAAAUUUCAAGGCAGUUCCCUUAACCAAGGCACUGCCUAUGAGUCGCUGGCUCAUUCUUCUAUAGGCACACAAUCAGAGACCUGGCUCCUUCCACUUCUUGGGAGUUUUUGGUUUCCUGUCGUAUUUCACUUCCCGAUGGGGGUUCUUUUCACCAUUUCCUCACGGUGCUAUUGGUGAAAAUUUCUUUCUUUCUUUCCCUUU
Messenger RNA from Olea europaea var. sylvestris, 959 nucleotides. RefSeq lists its product as uncharacterized. NCBI's taxonomy places the organism in Eukaryota, Viridiplantae, Streptophyta, Magnoliopsida, Lamiales, Oleaceae. The transcript is spliced from 3 exons. The record is from RefSeq and is a predicted model, not a curated record. Bases 37 to 510 code for a protein of 157 amino acids.